This is a messenger RNA of Microcebus murinus (gray mouse lemur), 3037 nucleotides long. It is a transcript of the gene TBC1D24, whose product is annotated as TBC1 domain family member 24. The record is from RefSeq and is a predicted model, not a curated record. Lineage: Eukaryota; Metazoa; Chordata; Mammalia; Primates; Cheirogaleidae.
GCGGGCAGGAGCCCUGGAGCCAAGUGAGCGGCCCUGGAGUCAGUGGAGCAUGAACGUGGUGGGACGUUGGUGAGGCACCUGGGAGGCAGCUGGAGGGACGGGCCUGGAGCUCACAGCGGGACUCCAGGCUCAGAAGAGGUUGGGCUCCCGCAAAAACAGCCAGGAAGAGACUGCGCGGAGAGAGCGAGAUGGCCCACGGGCUAGCGGGAGGCCCUCGGAGAGGGGGCUGGAGGAUCUAGCGCCUCUGGGUCCCCCUCCCGGCAGCCGGGGCCUCCCCCGGGGCACGGCGGGCGCCAUGGACUCGCUGGGGUACAACUGCUUUGUGGACCGAGACAAGAUGGAGGCCGCCAUCCAAGACCUGGGGCCCAAGGAGCUGAGCUGCACGGAGCUGCCGGAGCUGAAGCAGCUGGCGCGCCAGGGCUACUGGGCCCGCAGCCACGCCCUGCGGGGGAAGGUGUACCAGCGCCUGAUCCGAGACAUCCCCUGCCGCACGGUCACGCCGGACGCCAGUGUGUACAGCGACAUCGUGGGCAAGAUCGUGGGCAAGCACAGCGCCAGCAGCCUGCCGCUGCCCGAGUUCGUGGACAACACGCAGGUGCCCAGCUACUGCCUGAACGCACGCGGCGAGGGGGCCGUGCGCAAGAUCCUCCUGUGCAUCGCCAACCAGUUCCCCGACGUGUCCUUCUGCCCCGCGCUGCCGGCCGUGGUGGCGCUGCUGCUGCACUACAGCGCUGACGAGGCCGAGUGCUUCGAGAAGGCCUGCCGCAUCCUGGCCUGCAACGAGCCGGGCCGCAAGCUGGUGGACCAGAGCUUCCUGGCCUUCGAGUCCUCCUGCAUGACGUUCGGGGACCUGGUGAACAAGUACUGCCAGGCGGCCCACAAGCUGAUGGUGGCCGUGUCGGAGGACGUGCUGCAGGUGUACGCGGACUGGCAGCGCUGGCUGUUCGGGGAGCUGCCCCUCAGCCACUUCGCCCGCGUCUUUGAUGUCUUCCUGGUGGAAGGCUACAAGGUGCUGUACCGCGUCGCCCUGGCGAUCCUCAAGUUCUUCCACAAGGUGCGGGCCGGGCAGCCGCUCGAGUCCGACAACGUGAAGCAGGACAUCCGCGAGUUCGUGAAGGACAUCGCCAAGACCGUGUCCCCUGAGAAGCUGCUGGAGAAGGCGUUCGCCAUCCGCCUGUUCUCGCGCAAGGAGAUCCAGCUGCUGCAGAUGGCCAACGAGAAGGCCCUGAAGCAGAAGGGCAUCACCGUCAAGCAGAAGAGUGUCUCACUUUCUAAAAGGCAGUUUGUGCACUUGGCCGUCCACGCAGAGAACUUCCGCUCGGAGAUCGUCAGCGUGAAGGAGAUGAGAGACAUCUGGUCCUGGGUCCCCGAGCGCUUCGCCCUCUGCCAGCCCCUCCUGCUGUUCUCCUCGCUGCAGCAUGGGUACAGCCUGACACGGUUCUACUUCCAGUGCGAAGGACACGAGCCCACCCUCCUGCUCAUCAAGACCACGCAGAAGGAGGUGUGUGGGGCUUACCUGUCAACAGACUGGAGCGAGAGACACAAGUUUGGCGGCAAGCUGGGCUUCUUCGGGACCGGAGAAUGCUUCGUGUUUAGGCUGCAGCCGGAGGUGCAGCGCUACGAGUGGGUGGUCAUCAGGCACCCGGAGCUGACCAAGCCGACGUCCCUCAUGUCCUCGGAGACCACUUCCGCCCCUGCCACGCUCAGCCACCCCGUGUCCUCAGACCCCUCGGACCGCCUCUCGCCGUUCCUGGCCACGCGGCACUUCAACCUGCCCUCCAAGACCGAGUCCAUGUUCAUGGCGGGGGGCAGUGACUGCCUCAUCAUCGGGGGAGGCGGUGGCCAGGCACUCUACAUCGACGGGGACCUGAACCGGGGCCGCACGGGCCACUGUGACACCUUCAACAACCAGCCCCUCUGCUCUGAGAACUUCCUCAUUGCUGCCAUCGAGGCCUGGGGCUUCCAAGACCCUGACACUCAGUGACAGGCCUGCGCCAACGGGCCCGAAGCUCUUGCUGGCCUCGCCUUGGGUUCACGCCUGGAGGGGAGGCCCUGGGAGGAGGGGCCCUCUGUGAAGGACCCAAACCAGCCUGAGACACCUCCAAGGGUCUGCGCAGAGAAGCCGGGACCCACGGGCUUCCCAGCCGCCGCCUCUCCAGCCCAACCGCUUCCCCGAGCCCCCUGCAGCCACUGUGGCUGCCCCGAUUCACCUGCGUUGCCGCAGUGACCUGGGCCCAGCUCCUGUCCACACCCCCAGCGUGGCCAGCUGCCUGCCCACUGCCCCUCCUCUUCGCAGGCCCUGCGCCCUCCCGGGCCCACGUGGUGCACGUCCCCCCUCUGCCCCUCUCGGCGCUAUGGCCGGUCAUGGGCCAGAGAUUUCUGCCACUCUCCUCCUACAGCCCCCGGGGGCCUGGGCCCCUGCACAGCCUGAGCCUGUGGCUGCAGUGCACAGGAGGUGCGGGGCGGACUUGCCACGGCACUGCAGGGAGCAGCCCUGCCCAUGACUUUCCCUCCUGCCUUGUGACCUCCUUCAGCUGGUCCUGAGGGGAGCACGGACAGACAGAAGAGGGGAGAAGCAGAGACCCAGGGGCUGUGCCAGCGCCAUGGAGGCCUGGGUCACGGGUGCAGAUGCCAGGGGUCCCACCCCGCCCCACCCCCACGUGACUCCAGCCGGCACCAUUCGGGGAGCCUGUGCCCGUCUCUGCUGGUUUCCUUGCUCUUCCUGUGUGGGAGGGGGUUGUUGUCAUCCUCUGCCCAUCUGUUUGUGUCACCUCUGAACGGGGCCAUGGUGGUACAGGAGCAAGGACCAGGAACCCCUGUGGCUUUGGGCAAGCUGGUAAGCCUGUCUGGAACUCAGUUUGCCCAACUGUGAAAUUGGCCUGUCAUUCUGCCCUGCUGUCCUCAAGGGGAGCGGGCUGAGAGGGGGUGUCCCCGCUCACCCCACUGACCGAGGCAGCCCUCCCCACCCCCUGCGUCCCACAGCCCCGGUCUGUACCGCCGACUUAGGUGUUCAUUAAACACAGUCUUGUCGUGUUGA